Molecule: messenger RNA, 708 nt
Organism: Cryptomeria japonica (Japanese cedar)
Lineage: Eukaryota; Viridiplantae; Streptophyta; Pinopsida; Cupressales; Cupressaceae
Product: probable disease resistance RPP8-like protein 4
Exons: 2
Coding region: 1-708 (235 amino acids)
Biological process (GO): defense response to fungus
Molecular function (GO): ADP binding
Source: RefSeq, a predicted model, not a curated record
AUGGAUUUCCUUGGUGGAUUAGUGGGCGAGGGUAUAAAGAGUCUCUUGAAAACAAUUCUGAAGGAGAUUAAGCACCUAACCAAUUUGCCCGACGAUGCUGAACGCCUCCGCCAGGAGAUAGAUCAUGUGAAAGGCAUAGUAGAUCAUAUUAACGCUGGGUUAAGUGGGCGAGGUCGACAGGCUUUGCCAGUCGUGAGGAAUUGGCUCAACAGAGAAGAACAAAUCGUCAAAUCUGCUGAAGAGAUGAGAGAUUCAAAUUUUCCCAAGAGUGAGGAGCUUGGAGCGCUUCCGGGGAUGCUGGUGCAGCCCAUGGAGAAUGAGUUGGUUGGCAAAGUUGUUCACGAGAACUCGUCGGAGCUGGAAAGGUGGCUGCUGAAAAAUGACUCUGUUCGUGUCGUUGGCAUCUAUGGAAUGCCCGGCGUGGGAAAGACGUCCCUGCUCAAACAAAUCAACAACAAUGAAAAGGUAGUCAAUUUCUUUAAGCUUCUCACUUGGGUUACUGUGUCCAGAGAGUCUGACAUAUCUGCUCUUCAGAGGCGCAUAUUUGAGAGAAUUGAGUUGCCUGGGGGAUCCAAUUUGAGCAUUGACGAGGCCGCAGGGAAGUUGCAUUCUGUUUUCAAGGAGAAGCGACCGCUGCUUAUUUUGGACGACGUGUGGACAAAAAUAGAUGUUUCCAAAAAUCUAUUUCUCUGUCUGAGAAAGAAAUAA